Molecule: messenger RNA, 1173 nt
Organism: Lutzomyia longipalpis
Lineage: Eukaryota; Metazoa; Arthropoda; Insecta; Diptera; Psychodidae
Product: zinc finger protein 253-like
Exons: 3
Coding region: 54-1130 (358 amino acids)
Biological process (GO): regulation of transcription by RNA polymerase II
Molecular function (GO): RNA polymerase II cis-regulatory region sequence-specific DNA binding; DNA-binding transcription factor activity
Source: RefSeq, a predicted model, not a curated record
UUAAGUUUUAAGAAAACAAUUUGUUGACAACCACACAGAAAUUACAUAAAAAAAUGAGAGAUUUCUUGGGUUUAUAUUCACUAAACGAGAGAAUAUUCUUCGUAAAGACAUUCUACAAGAACGACAGUGAUGUUAAUUGCGUGAAAACAAACUAUUUGUUGGAAUUCGGUGAAAUUAAGGACAUCCCGAGUGAUCAAAUUAUAUACGAUGCAAUAAGCUUGUUCGAAAAAACAGGGAACAUCAGCGAAGUUCCCGAAUUUCUCAUCAAGAACUUCAAAUGUGAUGAGAAUUCAAGCAACCAUCACCUUGAGGAAGAUUCGGAUUUACUGGCAAAUAUAAAAGUGGAGGUUGUUGAAGAAGAUACCAACGAAGAAGAUCCCUUUAACACGUUAGACAGCAAUGAAACUACGUCACAAAUUAAAAUUGAGAGUAAUGAACACGGAGAAGAUGCAGAAGAAGCGCCAAUGUCCGAUGUUAAAGAGGAAGUCUUUGAGUUGAAAUUCAAGAAGCCAACAAGGAAUAAGAAAAAGAAGAAGGUUGCUGAUGUUGACAAUGCUACAACAGAUGAACUGCCAAAAAAUCCCAAAACAUGCACACACUGCAAACUUAUUCUCCCAUCAAAGUACAAACUCCGCAUUCACGUGAGGACAGAGCAUGCGGAAGAACUCAAAAAGGCCAAGGAAAGAAAGGCAAAUAAAGCUCCGCGAAAGUGUCCGUACUGCCCGAAAGAGUGGAAAGGAAAGAGAUCCUAUGAGCGACAUAUUGCAAUGCAUACAGACAAAAAGGAAGCAAUUUGUGAUGUAUGCGGAAAGGGUUUUAGGACAGCGUUCAGUAUGUCAAAGCACAUGCUAAUUCAUACAGGUGAAAAGCCGUAUAAAUGCGACUAUCCAAAAUGUGAGCGAGUCUUUAGGAAUCAAAAUUGUCUGAGUAUCCACAAAAGGUGUCACACAGGUGAAAGACCCUAUGCCUGUGAAUACUGUGGAAAGGGUUUCACCGAUAAAAGUACAUUGAGGGUUCAUUAUCGGCAGCAUACUGGUGAAAGUCCGUAUAAAUGUGAAUUAUGCGGCAAGACGACGAAACAAAAGCAAAAUCUCAAGAGUCACAUGAAGCACAUUCAUAAUAUGGAUUAAGAAUAAGAAAUAAAAAUAUUAUAAUAAAAAUUUAAAAAAAAAA